Molecule: messenger RNA, 1257 nt
Organism: Rubroshorea leprosula
Lineage: Eukaryota; Viridiplantae; Streptophyta; Magnoliopsida; Malvales; Dipterocarpaceae
Source: the annotation of a GenBank genome assembly
AAUUUGGACGAUAGAAUCAGUGAAUUAAUAGAUGAAGCUAGAGGAUGUUGGAAGGAAGUUGCAGUUAGGCACUCUUUCUGUGCCGAGGAUGCUAAGGAACAAAUGCAUCUAUAACCAUACUUGCCUCUCACCAGAUAGGAGUAUUCGGGAUAUUCAACAUUAUAUAGAAAAGUACAAAGUUGCAACCACAAUAGAAGAUGAACAAUUGCUGGAGGCAGAACAUAAUCCUGUAGUUGCAGAAACAAUUUGGACUCUACCGCUAAAUGGUGUUGUUAAAAUUAACGUUGAUGCUAGUAUUCCACAUCAAGCAGGCAUGGUCAGUCUUUGUGUCGUCCUUCAAGAUAGCAACGAUAGAGUCCUAGGUGCAGGCAAAAAACCCAUGAGCUUUCAAGGUGGCGUCACUCAUGCAGAAAUCCUAGCAAUUUGUUUUGGGGUUCAAUUGGGGAAAGAGUUUGGUUGCAGCAGUAUCAUUGUUGAAUCGGAUAAUCUGAAUGUUGUUCAAGUGGUAGCUUCCUCAGAUGAGUGUUAUCUAACUUAUGGGGCUCUCAUUGAAGAUCUUAAGGAACCCUUGCCCGAUUCUGCUCUUCUGCUCUUCUGCUCUUCUUCUCCUUUCUUCCCGCUGCGGCCACCCGGAAGAAAAAAAAAAGAGAACCCAGCCAUGCCUUGGAAAAUUGGUAAGGAAGUUUGGUAUUUUCCCCUUCCUUUCUUGUUCUAGAACCUGAUUUGGAACCCAGAAUUCUUCCCCCUGCUAGAAAAUCCGGAUCUGCUUUGCUCUGUCCGCCGGCUGCUCUUGUUGUGGGGGUGAAUUGCUUUGAUUUUUUGACUCGUGAGCUUCCCUGCAGCUUGCCGCCGGCCUCUUCCCCCCUGUAGCUCCGGUUUCUACAGCUGGAGAAUUAUGGUUCUCGAUCGUUCUGUCAGUUUAGUACGUGAAUUGAGUGCUCGGUUUUGCGGAGUGAGAAAGUGAAACCGAGGACGGGGAAACCACGGGAAGUGACAAGUUAGAAGGCUAGCCAUAUUGUAAUUGGAUAUAAAUUUUAGAUAUGAAUCAUGAUCUUGUAUUUGGAGAUUUUAUUGGAGAUUUAUGAUAUUAGAGAGAUUUUAUAAUUUGAUCUUCAGAUUUUGAUGGUAUCAGAGUGUGAAUUUGAUAAGUUUCAGCCUUGUGCAUUUGUGGGACCCGUCUCACGAGUGCACGGCGUCUGUCGCGCCUCGAAUUUGGGUUUUGGAGCGUGACAAAAUUAAUAAGAAUCAAUUUUUUUU